AUGACAAUACAUCAAUUUUUGCUACUGUUUCUACUCUGGGAAUGCCUGCCACAUUUAUGUUCUCCGGAGAUAACGUUUAGAAGGACUCCUGUGCCGCAGCAAAGAAUUUUAGGUACACGGCUACCGAGGAGCGAUGGCAAAAUCCUGCAUCGUCAAAAACGUGGUUGGAUGUGGAAUCAGUUUUUCUUACUGGAGGAAUAUACGGGAUCUGAUUAUCAAUAUGUAGGCAAGCUCCAUUCAGACCAAGAUAAAGGAGAUGGAUCACUCAAAUAUAUUUUAUCUGGAGAUGGAGCUGGUACUCUUUUUAUUAUUGAUGAAAAAACAGGUGAUAUUCAUGCCACACGAAGAAUUGAUAGGGAGGAAAAGGCCUUCUAUACUCUACGUGCACAAGCUAUUAACAGAAGAACGUUGAGACCAGUAGAACCGGAGUCUGAGUUUGUGAUCAAAAUCCACGAUAUCAAUGACAAUGAGCCAACGUUUCCAGAAGAAAUUUAUACAGCUAGUGUUCCUGAAAUGUCCGUUGUUGGUACUUCUGUGGUGCAAGUCACAGCUACAGAUGCCGAUGACCCUUCAUAUGGGAACAGCGCCAGAGUCAUUUACAGCAUACUUCAAGGGCAGCCCUAUUUCUCUGUGGAGCCUGAAACAGGUAUCAUCAGGACUGCUUUACCAAACAUGAACAGAGAAAACAGGGAGCAAUACCAGGUGGUCAUCCAGGCCAAGGACAUGGGCGGCCAGAUGGGAGGCUUAUCGGGAACCACCACAGUGAACAUCACUCUGACUGAUGUCAAUGACAACCCUCCUCGCUUCCCGCAGAAUACUAUACAUCUUCGGGUUCUUGAAUCCUCCCCAGUUGGCACAGCCAUUGGAAGUGUCAAGGCUACGGAUGCUGACACUGGGAAAAACGCUGAAGUGGAAUACCGCAUCAUCGAUGGUGAUGGGACUGAUAUGUUUGACAUCAUAACUGAGAAGGACACACAGGAAGGCAUCAUAACUGUGAAAAAGCCACUUGACUAUGAAAGUCGAAGACUUUACACUCUGAAGGUAGAAGCAGAAAACACCCAUGUGGAUCCGCGUUUUUAUUACCUGGGGCCUUUUAAAGACACCACGAUUGUGAAAAUCUCUAUAGAAGAUGUGGAUGAGCCUCCUGUGUUUAGCAGAUCUUCCUAUCUAUUUGAGGUUCAUGAAGAUAUUGAAGUGGGCACCAUUAUUGGCACUGUAAUGGCAAGGGACCCAGACUCCGCUUCCAGUCCCAUUAGAUUCUCCUUGGAUCGCCAUACUGACCUUGACAGGAUCUUUAACAUACAUUCUGGAAAUGGAUCCCUUUAUACAUCAAAACCACUUGACCGUGAACUAUCUCAGUGGCACAAUCUUACUGUUAUAGCUGCUGAAAUCAAUAAUCCCAAAGAAAUGACUCGUGUGGCUGUUUUUGUGAGAAUUUUAGAUGUCAAUGACAAUGCCCCACAGUUUGCUGUGUUUUAUGACACUUUUGUAUGUGAAAAUGCCAGACCUGGGCAGGUGAGCAUCACUUGUAUUGAACAUGAGAAGACUUUAUCAGUUCAGCCCCUGGUCACGAUAAGUGCAGUAGACAAAGAUGAUCCUUUAGGUGGACAGAAAUUUUUCUUCAGUUUAGCUGCUGUCAAUCCAAACUUCACAGUACAGGAUAAUGAAGAUAAUACUGCCAGAAUUUUAACGAGGAAAAAUGGAUUCAACAGACAUGAAAUCAGUACCUAUCUCUUGCCUGUGGUGAUAUCAGACAAUGAUUACCCGAUCCAGAGCAGCACAGGCACACUGACCAUUAGAGUGUGUGCCUGCGAUAGCCAAGGAAACAUGCAGUCCUGCAGCGCCGAGGCCCUGCUCCUCCCUGCCGGCCUCAGCACUGGGGCUUUGAUCGCCAUUCUCCUCUGCAUCAUUAUUCUUCUUGUGAUCGUCGUGCUGUUCGCAGCUCUGAAGCGGCAGCGGAAGAAGGAGCCGCUGAUCCUGUCCAAGGAGGACAUCCGAGACAACAUCGUGAGCUACAACGACGAGGGCGGCGGCGAGGAGGACACGCAGGCCUUCGACAUCGGCACCCUGCGGAACCCCGCGGCCGUCGAGGACAAGAAGCUGCGGCGGGAUAUCGUCCCGGAGUCGCUCUUCCUGCCCCGCAGGACGCCCACGGCCCCCGAGAACACGGACGUGCGGGAUUUCAUCACCGAGCGGCUCAAGGAGCACGACCUGGACCCCAGCGCGCCGCCCUACGACUCGCUGGCCACCUACGCCUACGAGGGCAACGACUCCAUCGCCGACUCCCUGAGCUCCUUGGAGUCAGGGACCACCGAAGGAGACCAGAACUAUGAUUACCUCCGGGAAUGGGGCCCCCGGUUCAACAAGCUGGCGGAGAUGUACGGUGGCGGGGAGAGCGACAAAGACUCCUAA
This is a messenger RNA of Lepus europaeus (European hare), 2412 nucleotides long. RefSeq names its product cadherin-10. Bases 1 to 2412 code for a protein of 803 amino acids. Gene Ontology annotation, molecular function: cadherin binding; calcium ion binding. Gene Ontology annotation, cellular component: plasma membrane; catenin complex; adherens junction. The transcript has 12 exons. The record is from RefSeq and is a predicted model, not a curated record. Gene Ontology annotation, biological process: cell-cell junction assembly; homophilic cell-cell adhesion; cell morphogenesis. Lineage: Eukaryota; Metazoa; Chordata; Mammalia; Lagomorpha; Leporidae.